Molecule: messenger RNA, 1251 nt
Organism: Zophobas morio
Lineage: Eukaryota; Metazoa; Arthropoda; Insecta; Coleoptera; Tenebrionidae
Product: serpin B4-like
Exons: 4
Coding region: 23-1165 (380 amino acids)
Molecular function (GO): serine-type endopeptidase inhibitor activity
Source: RefSeq, a predicted model, not a curated record
AGACGGCGAAAACGAUAGAACAAUGAAGUUAUUGGUGUUUCUGACUGUAGCAGCAUGUUCGACACAUGCUGAAGAUAUCAGUGGUUUAGUAAAUCCAAAUGUUAGAUUUUCCGGUGAUUUGUACGACGCUUUUGCACAAUUCGAUACAACUAUUCUCGGUCCGUUUUCUAUUCAAGCCGUUGUGGCUGUCACCGAAUCUGGUACUAAAGACACAACUGCUAAAGAAAUCAUGAACAAUAUGUUGAGCGAAGUCUACGACUGGCAAGUACAAGACACAUACGGAAGUGCUAUGCUCACGGUUCCAGCAAACAUAACAACGAAAAUGUUUUCCGACCCUGGUAUUUCAAUAACAGACGACUAUAAAGAAACAGAAAGUACUGUCUAUGGCGGUUCUAUAGAAAAUAUGGAAUUUUCCAAUGCACAAAUCGCCGCCGCAAAUUUAAACCACUGGCUUCAGGAACAAAGUAACGAUUACCUAAAUUCUAGUUUUUCUAGUACUGAUUUUAGCGAAAACAUAGCAAGUGUUACGUUAAACACCUUAUUUAAGAAGAUUACCUGGGCAAAUCCUUUUUCCGCUGAUCGGACCGUACUUGCAAAUUACACCUAUUACAAUUCUAAUGGCCGACUUACGUAUGAGAGUGUAUACAUGAUGACGCAAGAACCAGUAAUAUACAACUAUUACGAAAGUACGUCUCUCACCGCAACAUUUUUGGAAGUACCUUUUGAAGAUCCGGACACUACUUUGACUAUUGUUCUUCCUGAUACUGUGAAUGGCCUUUCUAGGGUUGAACAACGAAUUUCAGACGUUAUAAAAACCCAAGAUUAUAUACAAAGGCCUGUACAACUCUCGCUUCCUCGUUUCCAGGGGUUAGAUGGUCCCAGGUCGCUUAAGGAAAUCAUGCAAUCUAAGUUUAAUGUUAAUGAGGCUUUUGGUACCAAGGCUGAUUUAAGUGGCAUCGCCGGUUUUCCAGGAGAUCUUGCUAUAAAUGAUGUUUUGCACAGUUCUUACAUUACUUUCGGCGAAGACGGAGUGGAAGCGGUUUCGGAAGCUGCAGUUACAACAAAGUCUUUUCCACCCCGCAUUUUCGAAGCUAACCAUCCAUUUUUGUUCUACAUUAAGUACAAAGGAGUGGUACUUUUCAUUGGAAAGUACGUUCAUCAAUGAACCGUUUUAAGAUAAUAUGUUAUUUCUUUAGUAGACACAUUGUAGUUUAUUUUAUAUUAGAAAUUUAAAUAAAUAUUGCUCUAUUA